GAGUGGACUGUGUGGGAGAAGGGUGUGAGCAGCAUUGUGGGUAAGAACUUUUGACAGCAGGACUGAUUGUCUGGCUUUCCUCUUGGGGAUAGACCUAGCCUUAUAUUCUUCAGAGUGAUUGUUUGCCUGGAGAAUGGGCUGGAGGUUUUCAGACCCUAAAUUCAAUCUCUCCAGUCCUGAUUCCUGAUAUUGUGAGGGUGAUAAUGCUGCCAUUUAAUGCUCAGGAUGUCUCACAAUGUGGAAACUUUAAUCAGGGUGGGAAGCUUGCUGGAAUUGGGCAGGAGGCACUUUUACCCACCAACACAUUUUUCAACCAAAAGCCUCCCUGUAGCAGAGUUGGGGCUAUUUGUUACAAUUUCCCCUGGGACCUGUUUCAGAGAAAUCCCACCUCUGGUUUAGGAAGGGAGAACAUUUUGGGGACUAAAAUAGGUUAGAGAAGGAUGAAUGACCCCAAAUGGCCAAUUAUCUGCCCAAAGUUCUUCUGGAGGCACACUGUCCAUUUUUGGCUUCUGUGCUGGUAUUGGGGAGACACAGGAGUACAAACAUGUUCUUGGAGCCCAUAUGUGGGUUGAAUCUGGCAAUUGGUCCACCUCUCCUUUGCAUGGAUAUUGUUCUUAGACAGAUUAGAAUACCAUUGUCCUGGUCAGUUGCUUCACAUAGAAAUUAUUCAGUCAAACAAUUUUCAAGCAAACUCUUGACUUGAACAGCUGUAAUAGAAAGGAAAAGCUAUAAUGAAAAAAGAAGAGAUACGGUAGUAUUACUCUGUCCUUUUAUUUGUUGUGUUGUGGAAAGUUGUUUCUUGGGUCUAUAGGGAGAGGUCUGGGAUUUCUCUUUCCUUUCCUUUUCUUUUGGUGUAGGAACCAAAUUCCAAUUUGGGAAGUGUCUUCUUGUGGACCGCAUUCUAACUGUGUGUGAAUUGUGGGCAUGGUUUUUAGAGUGAAAGGAAAAUAAGUAGAGCCAGAUAUAAUUUGUGUGUGUGUGUGUGUGUGUGUGUGUGUGUGUGUGUGUUUAUUCUUCCUGAUCCCCAGCAAGCAAAGCAUAACACAGUUCUAUCCAUGUCUACUCAGGAGUAAGCACAGUCAGAGAUUCCGAAGUAAGCGUUACUGUCAUGCAAGCAGCUUCCUAGGCUUUAAUUAGUGCAUUAUCUUCAAUCACUGUUUACAGUCACAGUAGAUGAAGCUUGCAUGCCUGAUGGAAAACUCUAUGGGCUGAAUUUAGCCUCCGGGGCAGAUAUUUCCCAUCCUUGGUCUACUAGAUUGUAUGGUGCUCCUGGUAUGGAACUACAGCUCUUGAUGUUCCUCACCUUUGCUUAUAGAGGCUUUGGUUGCUGGGAAUUGCUGUUCAACAAAGCCUAGAGAGCUGCAUAGUUCCCAGUUGUGGCCCACAGAACACCAGCUCUCCUGGACUUUGUUGUUAUUCACAAGAAUCCUUGCAGUUUCACCAUUAAACACAAAUGCUUGGCACUAAUAUCUGCAAGAAAGCUUAUAUGCCUGUGUGCCUAUGUGUAUGUUCUUUUGGUUCUUUUCCUGCUGUUUGUAAUUUAGGAUUGCCACAGUGUUAACUGAUCUCUGCAGCAAUGCCUUUAACAGCAUCCUGAUGUGCAGAGAUCACCAAAUGACAAUGCUUGCCUAUGCACUGCAAGAGCAUUCAGUGUUUGAGGCUGGCAUAAGAAAAGAUUGGGACAGGAUUUUUUUCCUGGACAGUUGACAAUCCUAAUGCAUUUGAAUAAUCUGGAAAUUGGGUUCGAGGAAUUUCUUCCCACUUUCUCUUAGUGCACAGUACAGACCAUGUCAGGAAAUAAUGAUUAUGCAUUAGAAACUUUAUCCUGUCUUUUUGAGCUUCUACCCUCUUUGGAUGCAGAUCCAAAAAAAAAAAAAUUGAUAGAACAGAUACACAGGUACAUCGGAAAACUACAUUAGACUAAGAAGCUGCUCCAGCCAGCUUCUUUAUUUAGCAAUAAACUAUGAUAUUUAUUUGGCAGGCGCUAUUGCUGUGUGUUCAUGUGUUCCUCAGAGUUAAUACAUAAAGACUGGAUGACACAUUUGUACCUUUCCCUGCCCAUGUGAGUGCCUCCAGGGACCCUCACCCAAGCAGAGUCUUCAGAUACACGUCCACACUAGUGUUCAGUGACACAGUUAAGCUGGCCCCCCUUAUAUGUUUGCUGGGAGCCAAUGUCGUGAGAAGUAGUCGCGGUGGCGCAAUGGGUUAAACCCUUGUACCGGCUGAACUGCUGACCUGAAGGUUGGUUUGCUGACCUGAAGAUUGUCGGUUAGAAUCCGCAAGACGGGGUGAGCUCCCAUCUGUCAGCUCUAGCUUGUGGGGACAUGAGAAAAGCCUCCCAGCUAACACAUCCAGGGUAUUCCCCGGGCAACGUCUCUAUAGACGGCCAGUUCUCUCACACCAGAAGCGACUGACAGUAUGUUCUCAAUACGAUAAAAAUGUCAUGAGAAAUCUCCUUGCCUCAUUUCAGUAACUUAAUGAGUGGCUCCUUUGUGCUGUGUGGCAAAGACAUGACUAAGGACUAUUCCCAAAGCUAUCCCAACCUUCCUCUUUUCUAUCCACGCAAGCAUCCUCUCUUCUCCAAGGUCUGAUGUUUUUCCCAUGUCUGUCUUUUGGUUCUGUUUUGCUCUCAAGGGUCCCCUGAGUUGCUAAGCCAAGUCUUCCUCCCAGACUUUGCACAAGCUGCCGUCAAUGCAUCUGUCUUGUGAGCCUGGCCUUUCCUUUGCUGCAGAAGCGGAUGUGGAGCCUUCCCACCCCCUCUUCUUGGCGCUUCCUGUACGAAAUCUUUACAGAGUCUUGCCUCCCCCACCCCACAAGGGGCCUCUGGACAAGGCCAAGAGAACUUCCUCUUUCUGCUGCAACUUCACGUCUGUGAAGAAGUAAAUACUUGUGGAGGGGUGGUUACAGAAGUAUAGGAUAAGGACAGACAGUCCCAUUCGCAGACCCUUGAAGCUGUCUGGCAACUUAAGCCCCUUGAAUUACUUGCCUGCAAAAGUGUAACACACUCUGGUUCUGAGCUCAGAAAAGUUUCCAAGGUCUGGUUCUGCUCUCCCACCUUCUCAAUUUUGACAGGCUAGUUUCCUCCUCUGUGUCCCAGACCUCAUUGAGGAAUGAUUAUUUCAGCCUGUUGUUGUUUCUUGCAAACACUUCUCACUCAUUUAUUCCUUAUAGGACCUUCCAUAUUUCUGCUAUCACACCUCUUCCAGUCCUUUUCUGAUCCUUCUCUAAGUAGUGAUAAAACAGGUUUUUCUAAAAGGCCCUUAAUUUCUAAACUCAAUGAUGAAUGUGGAGGAAAUGUUUUUCUGAAGCUUACUCCACAGCCUAUUCACACCCAUGUCCGCCACAGUUGAUAUGGGACACUGUUUUCUCCCUCUGCCUCAGUCCCGGGCUUUCUACACUUUGAGCUUUCAUGGUGCCCAUUGAACCUGACCACAGCUAUGUGAACAUGUUUGCUGUAUAACUAUAUUUAGGUAUCUUUCUUAAGCUUUAAAAUGUACCAUAGGCUUGUAAGCAUCUCUAAUUAUGUUUCCAACAAAGUAGCCCAAAUCUAGAAGAAAAUCCACAUGGGCGGGAGGGUAUUACACCAAUGUACAAACAACUACAUUUUUUAAAGUCACAAGAUUUACCCCCAAGGAAUGCGGUUCUCCUUAAAAAUAAAAUAAAAUAACACUUUGGAUUGCCAUCUGACUGACUGAACAAACCCCUCUUGACCUUCAAUGCAGCAGUAAGAAGCUGCAAAUUUAGCCAUAAAUGGGAGCAGAAUUUACAUGGAAACAUGUAAAGUGCCAAGAUUUCUCUUUCCUCAGCUCUCUUGGUUGCUUCCUGCAGCAAUUUGACUGCACACAGGACAGAGUCAUCUAUAGUUGUCGUAAUUCAGAGCUUGGAAAGACUACGUUUUUAGUUUAGGAGCCCCAGAGUAAAGUCUGAAACUUCCUAACUGUGAGAGCUGUUCAGCAGUUGAACUCUCUGCCUUGGAGUGUGGUGGAGGCUCCUUCUUUGGAGGCUUUUAAGCAGAGGCUGGAUGGCCAUAUGUCGGGGGUGCUUUGAGUGCAAUUUUCCUGCUUCUUGGCAGGGGGUUGGACUGGAUGGUCCGUGAGGUCUCUUCUAACUCUUAUGAUUCUAUGAAUUCCAGAAUUGCUGCCUUUCUAAGUCAGAAUUGGAGCAGUUUUGGCACUCCAGAUGUUUUUAACUUUUGCCACUGCGGUUGUUAACCACUGUCAAGCCAGGAUUGACUUAUGUGACCUUGGGGACAUCUGCACUGUGAAACUAAUGCAGUUUGACAAGACUUUAACUGCCAUGGCCCAAUGCUAUGGAAUCAUGGGAGUUGUAGUUUUACAAGGUCUUUAGCCUUCUCUGCCAAAAUGAGUCCUAGCUCCACUGAGAGAGAGAACAUCACUAGCAGCCAAAUGGAGAAGUUGCAUGGAGCACAAGCACCCAGUUGGCAAGCUGUUUAGGCCACGAAAGUUGGAAUAAAAUCAGGAAUUUAAAAUGGGAAGCAGGAGAGGGAGGGGAGAAUCUAGCAGCUCUCUAAGUCAGGGGUCCCCAAACUAAGGCCCAUGGGCCGGAUGUGGCCCUCCAAGGCCAUUUACCUGGCCCCUGCCCUCAGUUUUAGACAUAGGCUCUCCCAAAGUCUGAAAUGACUUGAAGGCACACAAUAACAACAAUCCUAAUUAACUUGACUAUCUAAUUGGCCAGAAGCAGGGCCACACUUCCCAUUGAAAUCCUGAUAGGUUUAUGUUGGUUAAAAUUGAUCUUUAUUUUUUAAAUAUUGUAUUGUUCUUUCAUUGUUGUUUUUUUGUGUGUGCUACAAAUAAGACAUAUGCAGUGUGCAUAGGAAUUUGUUCGGUUUUUUUUUAAUGAUAAUUUGGCCCCUCAACAGUCUGAAGGAUUGUAGACUGGCCCUCUGCUUUAAAAGUUUGAGGACCCCUGCUGUAAGUGGUUUAUUUCUGUCUACUUCUUCUAAUACACUGAUGGAGUGAUAUUGAAGCCGCAAGUACUGAAGCACAGUUUUAAAAGGUGUUUAAGGACUAGCAACUCUGCUUUGCUUUUAAAACCUUCAGCACAAUCAUGGUUCAUGGUUCUCUUGUGCAAAGUGAAAUGAAAUGAGACAACAGGUUGUGGGCAGACUCUCCUGGUAGCUGAGUUGCCUGCUGGCCCAGGCCUGUUCUCUUGAGAGAGAUGCCAUGAUGAUUGAUGGAUGCAUCUUCCCAUGAAGGCAUAGGGAAGAGUAGAUGGACAGAAAGGCACUCACAGGGAUACAUCUGCAUUGUAUCUGAAUCAGUUUGACCCCACUUUAAUUGUUGUGGCUCAAUGCUAUGGAAUCAUGGAAGUUGUAGUUUGGUGAGGCACCAGUACAUUUUGGCAAAAAAGACAAAUGACCUUGUCAAACUCCAACAUCCAGGAUUCCAUAGCAUUGAGACACGGCAGCCAAAGGGGUGUCAAACUGCGUUCAUUCUGCAGUGUAGAUCAGGGAUGGGCAAACUUCGAACCUUCAGAUGUUCUGGAUGUCAACUUCCACAAUCUGAGAGUUAAAGUCCAAAACACCUGGUGGGCUGAACUUUGCCUAUGUAGAUGCGCCCAAGAUGAGCAUGAUUAACCGCUGCCUGUUUUCUUUUGAAAACCCAUGCGUUAAAUGAUGGUAGCAUGACACAAGAGUGCACCCUUGUGGUCACUGCAUAGAAAUUCUUGACUAGCUAGCAAAAGCUGGAAUGCAAUGGAGCUGAGCAUGGUCAGAGACUAAUGUAUUUCUUGUUGCUGUAUUCUGUGAAGAGAGUAUUACACCAAUGCUUAUGGGGUUUCUUUCCUCAGAUGUCAAAAUAACUUGGCAAGUUUUGAUAUGCAUGUGUGUGUACAAGUUCCUGGUUCAUGUGAAGGGAAAAAUACACAAGAAAGAGUCCAGGUAGAGCAGGCAUGGGCAAACUUGGGCCCUCCAGGUGUUUUGGACUUCAACACCCACAAUUCCUAACAGCCUCAUCUUAAGCGGCUGAGGGGGAAAUGGAAGGGGCCUGAGGCUGUUAGGAAUGGUGGAAGUUGAAGUCCAAAACGCCUGGGGAGGGCCCAAGUUUGCCCUUGCCUGAGAUAGUGUUUCUGUAUCUUUGAUGGUUGCGGAGGAAGAAGACUGCUUGUUACCUGGUUAUAAACUCUACAAGUUAGCUGGCAUUGCCCCUCCUGACGUGCAACGGGAAGUUGCUGCUAACGGUGAGAGAAAUAAGGUCGAACAUUGUGAAAGCCACCCAUUGCAUGACUAUCAACUUCCUCCCACCAGACUCAAAUCAAGGAAAAGCUUCAUGAGAACCACCACUCCUCUUGAUGUUCCCCCAGCAACAGCAAGGGUGUCCCUCUGGGCACCUAAACCAGGCAAUUCCAAUGGCCCCCCAUGAGGCUCUUCUUCCAUGGGCAAACCAAGAAUGGGCAACUUGGAAGUCCCUGAACAGACUCAGAAGCGGAGUGGGCAGAUCAAAAGACAACCUGGCAAGAUGGCACUACCUGGAGCAAUCCUCCACCUUGUGUGACUGUGGAGCUGAACAAACAACUCCGCAUAUGUAUACUUGCCCACAAUGCCCUGCCUCAUGUACGGAGGAGGAGGAGUUGUUUAAAGCUACGGACAAUCCGGUCGCUGUUGCCCGCUUUUGGUCUAAAACUAUUUAGCUGUUUGUGAUUCCUUUAUUUUUAUCACUUUCGGACUUGUUUGUUAUGCAAUGCUUUUGACACAAAAUAAAUAAACCUGGUUAUGUGACAGGUAACACCUUCUGAAAUUCCCUCCAGACUGGCAGCCCUAUUUGUUACAUCGUUCAUUGUCUUGCCAGGCUAUGGGCCCUUCCAUACAGCCAUAUAACUCAGAAUAUCAAGGCAGUUAAUCCACAAUAUCUGAUUUGAACUGGGUUAUCUGAGUCCACACUGCCAUAUAGCCCAAUUCAAAGCAGAUAAUGUGAGAUUUUAUACAGCUGUGUGGAAGGGGCCUAUGUAUAAUUGGCUGAAGACAAGAAAGCUUGAGUAAGAACACUGUAUUUACGCAUUGCAGCUUUUAUUCGCUUAUGCAUUGUGAUCUGUACAUCCCCCAUUCAUCUCUCACUGUAUACAUUCAAAAUCUCUGACUCAGGCCCCUUCUACACUGCCAUAUAAUCCAGAUUAUCAAAGCAGAUAAUCUACAUUAUCUGCUUUGAACUGGAUUAUAUUUGUCUACUGCCAGAUAAUCCAGUUCAAAGCAGAUAAUCUGAAUUUUAUAUGACAGUGUAGAAGGGGCCUCUGUUACACCAUUUUGGCCUAUGAUCUUACUUUACUCACAUCGUGAGCUCUCCUUGGUUUUACAUCCUGCUUUUCCUUCAGGGAACUCUCCUUCCACCCUUUCUAUUCUCACAACAACCAUGUAAAUUAUCUUAGCCUGAAACAGAGUUGCCAGGUGAAAUAAAGGAUAAGGUUCCUGUCCAUGUAAUGCAGUGGUUCUCAACCUGUGGGUCCCCAGGUAUUUUGGCCUACAACUCCCAGAAAUCUCCACCAGUUUACCAGCUGUUAGGAUUUCUGGGAGUUGAAGGCCAAAACACCUGGGGACCCACAGGCUGAGAACCACUGUUGUAAUGGUUGUGUAGACAAGGACGCUUCACCUUUUACAAAGGUUGGGGUAUGGCAUACAUAGCUUACAAAACAGAGCUUUGACAAGUUACCAUUUUAGAUUCUAGCUUGCAGAGUCUCUAAGCCAGCAAGGCUAGAAAUAUUUCCAAACUCUGCUACAAGAUUCUCACCAACUGCUUCAUGUAUUCAUCUUUUUUAAAACAGCCUAUCUUUUAGUAUGGAAACACAUUUUUACCCUUCUAUUAUCAUAAUAUAUAGGCAGAUAUGUCUCACUAAGGCUGGAUCUACACUGCCCUAUAUCCCAGGAUCUGAUCCCAUAUUAUUUGCAUGCUUCCUAAAAGUGGCAUGAAAUUGCAUUGAUGCCUUUCCCCCUCCCACACAACCCAGCAAUGUACACACUCGCCACCACACACAGGGUUUUAUUUUCUCACUAUGUAUUGAAAAGGGCUGGGCAGAUCUCAUAUGCGAACCUUGAAGCCCUGCUGUGGCUUGCCUAAUGUCAUUAGCAACACAGCUGUGGCAACUAAAGGAGGCAAAUACACAAAGCACAGAUUAAUUCUGGCUUCAGGCACAGCACCAUGGGAUUAGGGUGGCCACUGUCCCUUUUGCUGGUCUUCGCUACCUGUGUGACAGAUCCAGCCACAGGAGCCAUAGUGUUUGGUGACAUCCCAGGAACAGUGGAGGUGGAAGACAGCACUGCUCCAGGGACAACUGUGGCCAACUUCACUGUCAAAUGUACAAACUCCAGUAUUACACCCCGUGUAAAUCAGAGCGUCAGCCCCGUGACCUCUUUUUUCAAUCCACCAAACAUUUUGUCUCCUAGCAUCUACCAGGUGAGCCUUAGUCCUAGUGCUGCUCUGGAUGCCAAGCAGGUGAAUCAGUAUGUCUUGACAUACAGUGCACAGUGUGCCACAGAAUUUGAUGAAUAUUCGCUGUUUAUCAAAGUCAUUCCAGCAAAGAGAUUAGAGUGCAACACCCUCCCUGCUGACAUAGCUCCAUUACAAGUUCCUGAGGAUAUUACUCCUGGAACAUUGAUCUACACACCUGUACUGAAGAGGACAGGCACAAGUACCUUGAAUUAUGCACUUGAGAAUUCUUCUCUACCUUUCCAAAUGAGUCGUGAAGGGGUGCAUGCACCCGCUACAGGCUUUAGUCGUGAGCAAGCUGGCAAGAUAUUCUCAAUGGUAAUUGUGAUAACAAGCACUGAUGGUAUCAGCUGUCACAUCCCUCUGUCAGUCCAGGUGAUGCCUGUUUACCAUAACCAAGUCAAUUUCACGGAGUCUUCAGUAGCAAAAACCAUUUUGGAAAGCGCAGGGCCACUCCAGGAGAUUAUACAGGUCCGAGCCAAUGCUGAAAAUGUGGGAAAUUUGCUGUAUCAGAUCAUCUCUCCAAACACAAACUAUUUCACCAUUAUUCCAGAUACAGGCAUGAUCAUGAACACAUACAACUUGGAUCUGAAACGCAAUCCAGGCUUAGCUGAAACCCAGCUGUUGGUGAAGGCCUACAACAAGCUUCAUCCAAGUGACUUUGCUACUAUCAUGGUCAACAUUACUGUAAAACAGCAGAAUCUUGAAGGACCUCUGUGCUCUCCUGGAGUGUUUGUGACUGGAAUUCCAGAGACAUUCUCCAUUGGAAGCCCCCUAUGGAGUCUGUCUUGUAGCGAUCGGGAGAAUGGCAAUAGUACCCUUCACUACCAAAUGGAAGAUGCACAAAGCCCUCGCUAUAGCUUCAGAAUGGAGGGCCCAAAUCUGCUGGUGAAUACCACUUUGGAUUAUGAUUCAGAAGUUAUGGCCAGUCUUGCCUUCCAGUACCGAGCUGCUAUUCUGGUGUCCGACAGUGGAAGCCCCCCACAAACUACCCGGGUGCCUGUGCUUGUGACAGUAAGCCCAGUGAAUGAGUACAGCCCACAGUGCUUACAACGGUCUUUCAGUGUACGGGAGGAUGCUGGCUUUGGGGACAUCUUUGGAAAUGCCAGUGGCAUUGACCGAGAUUAUCCUUUCAAUAACAUUGAAUACAACAUCCUGGGGGAAGAAACUGGAUCUUCUACAAUGUUCUAUAUUGGGCGAUGCACAGGGCUGCUGCAUGUACUGGGCCCAUUGGACUAUGAAAAAGUGAAGGCAUAUCACCUGGCGAUUAGCCUAAAAGACAUCGAUAAUGGAGCAGAAGGCCCACGUUCCACACUGUGCAACAUCACCAUUAAUGUACAGGAUGUGAAUGACAACCCUCCUGUCUGUGACCCAUCAUUCUACGAACGCUCCAUAUAUUCCACCCAGGCCCAAAGCUUAAGCCUCGUGCAGUUGGUUUGCAGUGACCUCGAUGUGACAAGUGAACUGACCUACAACAUUGUUGGUGGCAACAUAAAUGGACGUUUUCGCAUGGAGGGUAACAGGCUGUUCCCUAAUACCUUUUCUUACAACCCUGAUGGUAUUUUUGACCCCCUCACUUUUAAGCUUCUUGUAGAAGUGACAGACAGUCGCAGCACACCUUGGUUCAGCACCACAGCCAUCGUUCUUGUUCAUGUGACCCCCUGGACCACAACUGUGCCUACUACUACCACCAGUACUACGACAGUGCCCAAAGAACCCAUCAUUUUGCACAAAACCAAAGAAUAUUGGGCACCAGAUCCCUGGUUUGUGGUGGUUAUUACUCUCACUGGAGUUCUUCUCCUUUCUGCCUUGGGUUUGUUAUACUGGCGGCUCUGCUGGAGGAAGGCACCAGGAAUUAUGUCCCAACCAUUACUUCAGAAUAAGGCUAACGGGCUGGAAAGAAAUUACAUCGUGGCAGAAGUGCCAGGCAAAGGGAAAGGAGCCAAUGAGGUGCCGAGUCUGCCACUCCAGUUUGAUGGCCGUGCUCAAGACCCUGUGACAGGCCAAUAUUACCUCUUUGACAGCAGCACUGGAGCACGGCGCUGGGUGUGAUCAUGUCUUUUUUCAUGUGAAGGAUUGCAGACUGCAGUGAGGAAACAAGAUGAAGAGCAAAUUUGCUGAACGAAUUUGCAGCAAUGCAAAAUGCAUUUACGUAAUCUGUACCUACUACAGUAUUUAUCUUGAGAUAGAACCGCAUUAUCUGCUUUGAACUGGAUUAUAUGAGUUCAAAGCAGAUAAUCUGGAUUGUAUAUGGCAGUGUAGAACAUGUGCACAUAUACGAUACAUUUCUUCAGUCUAUUUUGUUUUUCUUUUGGCCCUUCCCAAUGAAGUACCAUGUAUACAUAUCUUUGCUUUAGCAUUAGCUGUUUAGAGAUACUGAUAUCAUAAUGUUAAUGUUAAUUGUUGCCAUCUCAACCCAUCUAAUUUUGCUGUGAUUUGAUUAAUAUUAAAAGAUAGCAUCAAUCAGUGCUCCAGGCUACUAUGAUGUGUGGACAUUUAAUAAAGAGAUAUUGUAGUAUUGUGA
Molecule: messenger RNA, 10959 nt
Organism: Anolis carolinensis (green anole)
Lineage: Eukaryota; Metazoa; Chordata; Lepidosauria; Squamata; Anolidae
Gene: cdhr4
Product: cadherin related family member 4
Exons: 20
Coding region: 8148-10487 (779 amino acids)
Biological process (GO): homophilic cell-cell adhesion
Cellular component (GO): plasma membrane
Molecular function (GO): calcium ion binding
Source: RefSeq, a predicted model, not a curated record